CGCUAAAGAGAGAACUACUUAGCAGCGAGUCCAGAGAAGAAACAUCGCGCGGAGGGAAAUCACGCUGCUGCUUUUUCGAGCAUAACAUUUAGGGACGACAUGAAAUACUGCCCAGCUCUGCGAUUCAGAAGCGCCAUUAAAAACGGAGUUAAAUACGGCUGAUUGCUAUCACGCUUUUUGAGAGGUAUUCCAGCAUAAGUGACUUUUUGCUUAAAAAUGGCCGUUCGCAGCAACUCGUUGGUGCCAUUCUCAAUUCAAGCAAUACUGAACAAGAAGGAGGAUUGUCGUCACAUAAAAGAUUUGGACGUAUGCUUUCCCAAGGCUGCUUGUUGGAAAAUAUUUGGGGAAACGGACGCUUCGCCAGAGGAGAUGUCUUCACCGUGUAAAAGCGACGAGGGAGCGUGCAUCAUGGUCAACCGUAAAAGUUAUGAUUCUGACUCGGGUCUGAGCGAGGAUAACGACAGCAAGGCGCUGUCCACAUGCAAGACAGAAGUGGAUCGGGAUGGACCAUCUUCAGACGCGCUGGAAGAAAGCUUCCAGGACGAAACGGACCACGAAUCCACAGCAGUGGACAACGUUAAGAGUCUUAGCGACUGUGAACUUUCUGCCAACAUCUCGGAUUCCAAUAACUUGGAUGAGGCAGGGUGUGAGAAAAACCCAGAUCUACCCAAACAGCGGAAAAAGCGUUCCAGGGCCGCCUUCUCCCACGCGCAGGUUUUCGAGCUGGAAAGGCGGUUCAACCACCAGCGAUACUUAUCUGGACCCGAGAGAGCAGACCUGGCCGCCUCCCUGAAGCUCACAGAGACUCAAGUCAAAAUUUGGUUUCAGAACCGCCGGUACAAAACAAAACGCCGUCAAAUGGCUGCCGACCUUUUGGCCUCGGCACCGGCGGCGAAGAAAGUGGCAGUGAAAGUUUUAGUACGGGACGACCAGAGACAAUACAACCCCGGAGAGCUGCUGCGGCCUCCACUCCUUUCUCUGCAACCUUCAUAUUAUUACCCAUACGCAUACUGCUUGCCAGCGUGGACACUCUCGGCUUGUGCUGGAAACCAGUGAGACAAAUCAUCACCCAGUAUUUAUUUGAAAGCACGAACUAACACCGUUUGAUUGUGAAAAAUAACUCUCCAAGAAGAGGAGACCGAACUACAAGAGAAGCCAUGUCGGCGCUGCCAUAAGGACAGUUGUGAUGGCUGUAUUAAUAUCUUUCCAGUGGUUGUGCAGAGCGCGUUUGGCUGGUGAUCUUGACCCUCAUAGGCAGAUAAUUGAGAAUGUAUGGAAUGCUAUUGGUUAAUCGCUCGAUAGGGGUCUGACACCCCUGGGUUCCUAAAGACACCAGUUUUUUUCAGUGAAGCUGGGAAUAGAACUGUUUGCUGUCUCCUGUGAUGGGGGGUAUAACGGUAAGAUUUCCCGGCACUUUCCCCCUCACACAGUGUGUUACUCCUCUGACCAGUGGCCUCAUGAGUUUUAAGUGUUUUUGUUUAAUUUGUUUAUCUGUACGUGAGCCGUGGCAUUACUAGGAAUUUUGGAGCGUUUUAUCAAAAUGUAUUUGUUUCCUAAUAGCUCUCGGUUGUUUUGUUUAUUGAGAAA
Molecule: messenger RNA, 1587 nt
Organism: Engraulis encrasicolus (European anchovy)
Lineage: Eukaryota; Metazoa; Chordata; Actinopteri; Clupeiformes; Engraulidae
Gene: nkx3-2
Product: NK3 homeobox 2
Exons: 2
Coding region: 217-1056 (279 amino acids)
Biological process (GO): regulation of transcription by RNA polymerase II; cell differentiation
Cellular component (GO): nucleus
Molecular function (GO): DNA-binding transcription factor activity, RNA polymerase II-specific; RNA polymerase II cis-regulatory region sequence-specific DNA binding
Source: RefSeq, a predicted model, not a curated record